AUGAACAUGAAGCUAGCAGCACAGUGCAGCCGUGGCUGCCGUCCUGCCGUUGGCCCCUCUGCCGGAGCACCUCCGCCAGUGGUCAUGGCCGGCGCAGUGGCGUCGCCCGGCAAGCAAAUGCUGCUGGCUCGACAGCACCCUCCGGGCCCGGGGAGGCAUCUGCCUUCACUUGGCUUGAGCUGGACUAGCAGGGCCGCCGGUGUCGUCGUUGCUAGUGCCACCGCCACCGCCGCCACUAGUAGUAGGCAGCCAAAAGAGGAGGAUCGUCGUGCGAGCCGAAACAUCUCGGGUUUUCAGCCAUCCAUCUGGGGAGAUUUCUUCCUUACCUACUCCAGUCCUCUGGCUUCGUCGUCCGCUCAAAAGGCAUGGAUGGUACAUCGCGCAGAACAACUGAAGGAAGAAGUGGCAAAACUGAUAGCAGCUUCAAGUGCUUCUAGCCUGUACAAUAGGAUUCAUCUCAUUCAUGUCUUGGAGCGUCUUUGUCUGGAUCAUCUUUUCGAAGACGAGAUCAGUGAUAUGCUAACUCAAAUUAGUAACGUUGAUGUUAGUGGCUGUGAUCUUCAAACGGUGGCUAUGUGGUUCUAUCUUCUCCGAAAGCAUGGAUACAAGGUCUCAUCAGAUGUCUUUGCCAGGUUCAGAGACGAACAGGGGAGUUUUGCAGCAAACAAUCCAAGGGGUCUACUGAACCUUUACAAUGCUGCUUGUCUCAGGACGCAUGGAGAGAUAAUACUUGAUGAGGCUAUUUCCUUCACGACGAAGUGUUUAAAAUCAAUAGCACCCUACAUGGAAACAUCAUUAGCAAGUGAAAUAAAGCGUGCGCUUGAGAUCCCCGUUCCUAGAAGUGUAAGAAUUUAUGAAGCCAAAACUCAUAUAGCUGAAUAUGGAAAAGAGACUGAAGCUAAUGAACUGAUUGUAGAUCUAGUAAGAGCCUAUAAUAAGGAGGUAAAAUGGCGAGAGCAAGGGUAUGUCCCUGCAACCGUUGAGGAACACUUGCAGGUUUCAGCAAGAAGUGGUGCUUGUCACCUCUUGUCGUGCACAUCAUUUGUUGGAAUGGGAGAUGCGGCAGCUCAAGAAGCUUUCGAAUGGGUAUGUAGUGUGCCAAAAAUAGUACAGGCGCUCUGCAUUAUUCUCAGGCUUUCUGAUGAUCUCAAGUCAUAUGAGAGAGAGAAAAUGACCUCACAUGUUGCUUCGACAAUAGAAAGCUGCAUGAAAGAGCACCAAGUCCCACUUGAAGUGGCACGUGUGAAGAUACAAGAAAUGAUAGAUGAAACCUGGAAAGAUUUUAACGAGGAAUGGCUGAACAUGAACAAUCACCAGCCGACAGAGUUACUGGAGAGGAUCUUCAACCUGACAAGAACAAUGGUGUAUAUGUACCAACAAGAUGACGCGUACACAAAUUGUCAUGUCAUCAAAGACACUAUAAACUCGUUGUUUGUCGAGCCUGUUUCGAUAGCAUAG
Molecule: messenger RNA, 1458 nt
Organism: Miscanthus lutarioriparius
Lineage: Eukaryota; Viridiplantae; Streptophyta; Magnoliopsida; Poales; Poaceae
Source: the annotation of a GenBank genome assembly